Carcharodon carcharias (great white shark) is the source of this 1776-nucleotide messenger RNA. RefSeq lists its product as uncharacterized. The transcript has 5 exons. The record is from RefSeq and is a predicted model, not a curated record. Bases 121 to 813 code for a protein of 230 amino acids. Lineage: Eukaryota; Metazoa; Chordata; Chondrichthyes; Lamniformes; Lamnidae.
CGCCCGCCUCUGCUUUCCUCUGCACUACCUGAAUAGAGGCGAGAAUCACUUGCAGAGAUUAAGAAAGUUGCAAUUGCGCCUCGUGAAACAUAUUGAAAGUUUAGCAGGCUUGGUUCCGUGAUGAACUGGACCCGAACCCCCCCGAUGGCUGCUCUGUACAGCUGGUGGCUGCAAGCUAUACUGCAAGCAGCGGCCACUGGAACCAACCCCAAGGUUAUAAAUGGAAUGGUUAAUGGGACCGUAUUCCUGGCAAUGCCAUCCGUGGUCAUCGCUGAACAGAUACAUACAAUAGAGUGGAAAUAUGUGAGCCGCACGACCCGGCGAUCUAUCGUUCAGUUGAUGCUGGAUAAAGGCAACCAGAAACCACACUGGUUCAGCGAUUACCGUCAGCGGACACACAUCUAUCCGAACGGCUCGCUCUCCAUCCAAAAUGCGAUGCUGAACGAUUCCGGGAUAUAUUCCUGCACCGUCACCUAUCAGAAUGGAGAAGAGUUAACCCAGGACAUGACUGUGAAUGUGCUCGGGGGAGUGGUGAUAAUAGGUGACUGGUGGAAUGCAAGUGCAGACUCUAAGCUAACUCUUGUGAAAGCCAAUGAAACCAAUGAUUACCUCAUGGUGAAUUGUGGUUUCAUAGGUGCAUUCUCUGGAGCAGGAGCACUGAUCAUCUUGGCUGUAUUAACAUGGGCUAUUAUGAGAUAUUGUAAGAAAAAGUCAAGGAGGCAAGGUAAAAGAGCCAAGGAUGAACAAUCCCAUAAAAAUGGAAAACGUGAGAAUGAGGAUGUCUAUGAAAGUAUGGGGAGGGUACCACAAUAAGUGUGAACAAAGUCAUGUAAAAAUGUAAUGAUGUCAGUUAUGCCAAAGUGAUCUUUUUUUUAAUCACUUGAUCAGUAAGGGGAUACAAAUCCUUGAUGCUUUCUACAUACUCCUGCAGUAACUCUGAUAAGAAUGUAGUGGAAAGCCCGCAAACUAGGUCGGGACUUAGAUAUGCCAGGCUUUGCCUUAUAUCGGGAAUUGAAGUAGCCUUUGUUUGGGGUGGAGCUUCCGGCCACUCCAAAUAAAAGCACCAGCACUGAGAAGCUGGGCAUUCCAGCAUUUGUUCCUGUACCUAUGACUUCUCGAAAAUAUGGCAUACUGGCUUCCAAAGACAUGCUAAGGAGAUGGAGGCAUACUAACUUCUUACAAAGGGGCAGCAGGGGGCAUAUUUAAGUGUCUUUUAGGGGAGGGAAAACAGCUCAACACCAAGGCUGCAUUUUCCAGCCUUAUCUGGCAGCCUGAGAUGUAUCCCUAGAGGUACUGCUGCUGAGCUUUUGUCUGUAGCUGAUGUGACUUUGUAGUGACUUGCUAUAAUCUAGCAGCACCUGUGUCAGAGGGCAAUGGUGAACCUGCUCCUAGCAUUCAUUUUCAAGAAUGCUAAUUGGACAACUUCAGUGCAUAAAUAUGUAACUUGGCUUACAGUUUUAUAGACUGUCCUUACCUAUGUUAACUGGUUACAAACAGUAACUUGUUUAAUUAACUACUGACAAGAAUUACUUUUGAAAUCAUAGAAUUUUAUGGCACAGAAGGAAUCCAUUUGGUCCAUCAUUCAUGUGCUUGUCUAUUGAAAGAGUGAUUCACCUUGUUCCAUUUUGUUGCUCUCUUCCCAUAUUCUUCUACUUUUUAAAAAAAUCACUUUCCUUUUAAAAGUUAAAAUGCAAUUUGUUUCUACCACUAGUAGGGCACUCCAUAUAACAACUCUGCAUGAAAAAAAUCGUAGGGCAAAAUCUUCGGCUCGGCGAG